This is a messenger RNA of Condylostylus longicornis, 2510 nucleotides long. RefSeq names its product E3 UFM1-protein ligase 1 homolog (gene Ufl1). Gene Ontology annotation, molecular function: UFM1 ligase activity. Lineage: Eukaryota; Metazoa; Arthropoda; Insecta; Diptera; Dolichopodidae. Gene Ontology annotation, cellular component: endoplasmic reticulum membrane. Gene Ontology annotation, biological process: response to endoplasmic reticulum stress; protein K69-linked ufmylation; regulation of proteasomal ubiquitin-dependent protein catabolic process. The transcript is spliced from 10 exons. The record is from RefSeq and is a predicted model, not a curated record. Bases 80 to 2398 code for a protein of 772 amino acids.
AAAAUUAGACUUGCAAGAUUUGUUGACGUUGCUUUGCUUACUAAGCUUGGAAUUUAUAACUUUUCCUUUUAAAUAAAAAAUGUCUUCUAAUUGGGAUGAAAUUAAAAGAUUAGCUUCAGAUUUUCAGAAAGUUCAAUCAUCUUCCAAUUUACAAAGGUUAUCAGAAAGAAAUUGUGUUGAAAUAGUUACCUUAUUAAUUGAAAAGAAAUUAAUUAAUGUCGUAUUUACAACCGACGGAAAGGAAUAUAUAACUCCAGAGCAUUUAGAAAGAGAAACACUGGAUGAACUAUAUGUACAUGGAGGUCGCAUUAAUUUAGUUGAACUUUCUAAAAUUUUAAAUGUUGACUUAAGCAAGUUAAAUGACAUUGGGGAGAAAAUUGUUAAAGAGGAUGAUAGCAUUCACUUUAUGUUAGGACAAUUUAUUACUGAAACUUAUAUUGAAACAAUAGCUCAUGAAAUCAACGAAAAAUUAGCGGCACAAGGCGAAAUAUCUGUUUCAGAUUUAACACUGCAAUUUGAUCUUCCUUCAGAAUUUUUACAAACCAAUGUAGUAGAGAAACAUUUAGGAGGAAUAAUUAAAGGUAGGCAAGAUCCGGGAAAUCCAAGAGUAUUCUUUACACAAGCAUAUAUUCAGAGAUGCAGGGCUAAAAUACGUGGAGCUUUGACUGCUAUAACUCAACCAAUUUCUGUGUCAGCCAUUUUGCAGCAUAUAAAUGUACCUGAAAAAAUUUUCUAUUCGCUAUGCGAUGAAUUUUCCUCCCAAGGAACAUUUACUUCAAAACAGAUUAAUGCACAAUAUAUUCCACAUAUUUAUUCUAAAAUGCAGGUUGAGUGGGUUACCUCAUUUUAUAGUAAUAACGGCUUUCUUGAGUACGAAGCUGUGUCGAAAUUAGGUAUAUCUGAUGCCAAACAGUUUAUAAAAAAGGUUUUACCAAAUGAGGAAAUGAUGUUCUUAAAAAAUUGUGUUGUGGGAUCAAAAAUUAUAGAUUUAACUGUUAUUUCUGCUUUAAAUGAAUGUAAUGCAACUAAAAGUUAUGUAGAUUUGUCAACGAUUCUACCAAGUAAUAUAGAUGAAGAAGAUAUUGAAGAGCUUUUCAAUGCGGUUAUGAGUUCGAAACAUCUCUCUUAUAACUUUGUAUUCAUAGAAAAUACUGUGUUUUCUUCACAAUACCUGACGGAGCUUAUUGAACCUUGUAUAGAAAUUUCUAAAAAAAAUGCGAAGGAAUCUGUGGAUAGUGGCCAGUAUCAAGCUUACAUUGCUGCAAAACAAUUAAGCAACAGAGGAAAUUCAGUCCAAGAAUUUGAAAUAGAUUCAAAGACUGAUAAACGCGAUGAACGACGUAAAAAGGCCGCAGCGGGUAAAGCUGGAGGAGGUUCGCAGGGUCGCGAAACAAAAACGAAAUCAACCAAGAAACAUCGUGGUGGAGCUGAUAAAAGCCGUAAUAAUGAUAGUGAAGAAGAUGAAAAACCUUUAAAAGUUUCAAAUAAAGUUCUGGAACUUGUAAAAUUAAACGAAAUUGAAAAGUGUAUAAAGCCGAAGUUAGAAGAAGAAGGCUUAGAAGAUUUGCGAAAACACAUUGCGAAGUUAUAUUACGCGGAUUUAAAUCAAAAGGCCUUAGUAACAGCACAAACACUAUUUGAAUCGACACCUCAAACAAAUAGAAGACAAACACAUUCCCAACUCCAAGAUCGCAUUAAUACUCUUUUAAAUGAUAUUCGUUUAUAUGAAAAGGGUUUAAAGUUGUUACCUCAUGAUACUCAAACUCAACUAGUUAAAUACCUGCUAAAAUCUCUUGGUAAUGACAUUUGCAACGAAUUGGUUGUUUAUGCAGCAAAUGAGUGUAAUGUGAAUGUGAAAAAUCCGGCGAAUUUAAAUAUCGAUCAAAGAAAUAAAAUUAUCCAAGAAUGCGAUGCUGAAUAUAAAACAGCCCUUCUUGAGUUGAACAAAUCAUUAAAUAAAACACUUGAAGAAUUUUUAGAAGCUUCAGAUAUUGCUCUUAAGGCAUGUAGUAUGAUUACAAAAAAAAUUGAUAAAAAGCGUGAUAGGUUAUUAAUGCAUCAACAUAAAGAAAAAUUGAUAGAGCAAAUAAAAGACACAGAAGACCCAGCUUUAAUUUUGCACUUGUCAACUUUAAUUUUAUUUUCAACUGUAACGGGAUGUAUUUUACAUGCGUCUGGGCGUUUUGUAUCGCAAAUUUUAAGUUUCUUAAAGCCGAACUUUAAUGAUGAGCAGAACAAAAAUUUCAUGGAAUUUCACGAUUUAGUGUUAAAGUAUUUAAGCGUUGGAGGUGAAUCUGAAGAAGGAAAAAUUGUUUUUGAACAAUUAAAGUCAUUAGAAAAUUCUAUUAGAGAUUUUGCUAUUAAUUAUGAAAAGCCAGGAACUGUGAAAGCCGAUUAGAAUUCUGUAAAUAUUUGUUUUGGUUUAUUGUUGUAUACAUAUAUUUUCGUUAUUACAAGGAACUUUUUUAUUUGAAAAGAAAAAUAAAAUUUACAGUAAAGUAAAUUAUGAA